AUGCCAUUCCCAUGUACAGUUGCGACGUGUACGAAGGUAUUCGACAAAAAAUCGGCACAAAUCAGCCACUCCAAGGCGUGCGAGGUACACAUGGUGCUCGAAGAAGAUAGGAAACGAUGGGCCGAGCAAACUGAGAGCCCCCCUCCCUCGAGCCAUAUUGAGGUUGACCGCCCGGUUCUGCCAUGGGAGAACAUCUCCCCAGCACCUCAAGCUCGUCCACCACAGUCCCGUAAGCCUUCCGCUACGACUGGCGCCUCCAGGAAGACCUCAUCGCGAGCCAGUUCUUCUCGCCAGCCUUCAUUAGGACCCCGCGCCCAUGGCCGACGAACGGAUUCAGCGGCCACCGUCAGAAUUGACCACCACUCAAAACGAAAACGACCGUCCGAGUAUAUCACCAUCGAAGAAUACAACUCACGUCGCCACCGCCCUGGUACCAGUGCUGGUGCCGAGAUCCCUCUCGAAUCUUUAACGUCACGCCCGCCACACUUCCCUUUCCAGACUGACGUUGACUACCGAUUUGCAAAACUGGUUUUCCGUUCCGCCAUGAAGGAUGACGACGUCAAAGAGCUCCUGUCUCUGAUCAACCAAUGUGUGGAUGGGAAGGAUAGCUUGACAUUCAAUGGCUGUCAGGCCAUCCAUGACGCUUGGAAGGAUGCUACGAGUCUCAUUACACCUUUUGAAUGUACGAAAAUUGAUGUCCCCCACGGAGAUGUCCCCCAUGAGUACGACGUUUGGGUGAGAUCGGUCUGGGAGUGGCUACUCGAGAUGGUCGGGAGCCAAAAACUGGCACGAGAGUUCGUCUGGGAGAGUGUCAAAAUGUUCAAGAAGAAGGAUGACGGCGACUGGGAGAGGUUUGUGACUGAGCCAUGGACAGGCGAUGACUGGGCUGAAAUUGAGAGCAAUUUGCCCGAUGACGGUGUUCCACUCUGCUUGACUAUCUACGCAGACAAGACUCAGCUGUCAAGUUUUGGAGGAAAGAAGGGUUACCCGGUCUAUGCCAAGAUCGCCAACCUCCCUGCGCACGUCCGGAAUGGUAAAGGCAUUGGUGGAGGGUGUUGUGUGGGCUGGCUUCCCGUGAUACCUGAGGCAUCAACGUCGUCCAAGAAGAGCACCGAGUGGGCAGAAUACAAGCGGGUCGUGUGGCAUGAAAGCUUUCGUGCCAUACUCGAGUCUAUCAAAGCCCACUCGAAGGAGGGGGUAUACUACAAGUGUGGGGAUGGUAUCGUGCGACGGCUUUUCCCCUGUAUCCUCAUUUUGUCCGCUGAUUAUGAAGAACAAGCGGUUAUGGCAGGACUUCGGGGAUCCAAGACCAAGCGGUGUCCUGUAUGCCUCGUUAACGAGGCCGAUCUUGCAACAUUCUUCGACAAUUGGGAAUACCGAGAUUCUCAAACAGCAAGGAAGCUGAUCAAAGUUCUCGAAAAGCCUGAGGUGCCAGACGAGCUGAAAGACACAGCGCGGAAAAAUCUCGUCGACCUGAACAUUCGCCCCAUCAAGAACGUGUUCUCCGAAAUAGCAAACUCAGACCCUCAUCGAGCACUCUCGUUCGACCGCUUGCACAACUAUCCUGGGGGUUUAGCCAAGACACAUUUACUGGAACUAUUGUACAAAAGCUUCAAGACUGGACCGUACGCAACUCCCGAAGUCAAGGAGAAAGUGAACUCACGUGCCAAUGCAAUGCCGCGCUGGCCUGGACUCAGUCAUUUCAGCAACAUCACUCACAAGACCGCGUUCCAGGAUUCGAACAAAUGGGAGGAUAUAGCACGGAUCUUUCCAUUUAUUUUGUAUGACGACGUUAUUGCGAAGGACGACAUUGCGACUCGCCAACUCUUAAGAUGCCUCCGGGUAUUCUUGAAUUUGAAUGCCUACUCAUCCUUCGAGACCCAUACAGAAUCGACGGUCGCCAAGCUAGAGGAGGAGCUCAGCGUGUUUUGUGACGAGAUUGAGAAAUUGGGGGAUGGUUUCGAAGAGAAAAGCUGGCUGUUUCCAAAAAUGCACCUUCAGAUGCAUCUGCCCCGUGAUCUUUUCAACAAGGGUGUAACUCGGAACUACACAACGAAAAUAUUCGAAGUCAUGCACCGCGCCUUCAAGUUUUAUUAUCAGUUCAUGUCAAACUUCAAAGAUGUUGAGUCGCAGAUCCUUUCCGCCGACGAUACCAGCAGAGCUAUUGACUUUAUCGACUCAAUCAUUGAGGUCCAUCAAGAAGCGCUCAAGGAAGCCGAACAUCUUCAAGACGAAGAACCCCAGCAACGCUACAGCUUUGGUAAUGUCACGCUUAAGGCUCCUCAAGGCCCACGAAAGGCUCAGCCUUUGCGAAGCUUUCAAUUCGAUUCUGAGGAGGAGCUUGGAGAACAUGCAUCAACACUCGAUGGCAUCGAUAUUAAGCAGGCGUUGAAGGAGUUUUGUUCUGGGAACGAUAUUGCUAUUGCUGUUGAUGGCUCCACCCUCAUCCGCUCGUUCCGUUCCAUGGAGGCCUUCUACACCUCUAAGGAAUCAUGGGAUAUUGAACGAGACCUUCUCCGGUGUUCGCCAUCAUUCCAUAACCGACCACGCUAUGACUGCGUCAUUAUCCAGACUACAACUGGUCCCAUCUUUGCCCGGUUACUUUCUCUCUUCACCCUGCAGCAGCCAGGGUCCCCCGACACCGAGGCGAUCCCAUUUGCACUUGCGCUUCCAUACGCUACCACUAUUCCAGCUCCAAUACGGAAGAAGGACACGUCUGCAGGUUUCUACCGGGUACGGAAGGCACCUCGCCCUCGUGCUGAGUUCUUUUUUGCUCGCUCCAUCGUUCGUGGUGCUGUUCUUGUUGCUGUCAAUGAAAGGAACAUCGAUUUUCUUGUUUUUGAUGUUACAGAUUCGGAUAUGUUUCUCCGUGUUCAGGAACUAUUACAUCUAUGUGCUAGAUAG
This is a messenger RNA of Coprinopsis cinerea okayama7#130, 2904 nucleotides long. RefSeq lists its product as hypothetical. NCBI's taxonomy places the organism in Eukaryota, Fungi, Basidiomycota, Agaricomycetes, Agaricales, Psathyrellaceae. The record is from RefSeq and is a predicted model, not a curated record. The coding region runs from base 1 to 2904 and encodes 967 amino acids. The transcript is spliced from 14 exons.